CGUUUAGGAAAGGAGACCCUUUCCUUACUGUGGGAAUCAAUGAGUGCCUUCAGACCAGAGGUGUCCCCAGUAAGAAAAAAACGAAAAAAGUCUUGAUGAAGAUCACCUUGUACCUGCAUAAGUAGAAUUUGUGGGAGACCUUUUUGAUUCUCAUCCCUUUUCAUCUAUUAGGAGAAAUCCCUUCUGCAGAUGGUUCCCUUGGAUGAAGGUGCCAAUGAGAGACCCCUUCAGGUCCCCAAGGAGAUCUGGCUUUUAGUAGAUCACUUAUUCAGAUGUGCCUGUCACCAGGAGGACCUGUUCCAAACCCCUGGAAUGCAAGAAGAGUUACAGCAGAUCAUUGAUUGUCUGGAUACCAGCAUUCCUGAGACAAUCCCUGGCAGUAAUCACUCUGUGGCUGAGGCACUGCUAAUUUUUCUGGAAGCCCUGCCUGAGCCAGUCAUCUGUUACGAGCUGUAUCAGCGAUGUCUUGACUCUGCUCAUGAUCCUCGGGUCUGCCGACAGGUAAUUUCCCAGCUUCCAAGAUGCCAUAGAAAUGUUUUCCGUUACUUGAUGGCAUUCCUUCGAGAACUCUUAAAAUUCUCUGAAUACAACAAUGUCAAUGCCAACAUGAUUGCUACUCUUUUCACUAGUCUUCUCCUAAGACCUCCACCCAACCUCGUGGCAAGACAGACGCCAAGUGACCGCCAGCGUGCCAUCCAAUUUCUUUUGGGCUUUCUACUUGGGAAUGAUGAAGACUAAGUCUUUUCCUGUCCAAGAUUCUAGAGGAGAAAGAUCUUGGACUUCAAGUGUUUCAGAAUGAUUUGAAAAGUCACGGCACAGAGGAAUCUAUUGCAGAAUCUCAAGUUCUGUUAAUAGUGCAAAAGGAAGAGAGUUUCCUAAUCCCUCCUUUACCAUAUCCUACACAGCAAAAUACUUUAGACAUGUAUUGCCAAGCCAAAGUUACCAUAUUUUGGUGUUUUUGUGUUUUCUCUUUGUAAAGCAAAGAGGUCUGUAUUUAUACUCCUUUACCUAGGGAUGUGUUUGUUGCCCUCCUAUCCAAUCAUGAUUGUCCUUAGUAUCCUAGGCCUAGAUUCUGAGAUGUUCCCAUUCUAGGCCUAUAAACACUACUUGCUAUAUAGCUCAGACUUGUCUACAGUCCUUUGUAUAAUGCACUUUUGACC
Castor canadensis (American beaver) is the source of this 1160-nucleotide messenger RNA. The record is from RefSeq and is a predicted model, not a curated record. NCBI's taxonomy places the organism in Eukaryota, Metazoa, Chordata, Mammalia, Rodentia, Castoridae.